This is a messenger RNA of Oryza sativa Japonica Group (Japanese rice), 3993 nucleotides long. RefSeq lists its product as uncharacterized. Gene Ontology annotation, biological process: signal transduction. Lineage: Eukaryota; Viridiplantae; Streptophyta; Magnoliopsida; Poales; Poaceae. The record is from RefSeq and is a predicted model, not a curated record.
CCCCACGCCUCCUCUCUCUCUCUCUCCCCAGAUCCGCGCCUCGAAACAUUCAUCUCGUCUCGUCGGGCGAAGAAGCCCGACUUCCCACCCACUCUCCCCGUCUCCAGAAGCAGCAGCCGAGCCGCCGCCGACGAGCGGCGAUCGCCGGCGGUGGGUUGGGCUGGCGGCUAGCGGCGGAAUGGGGGUGCCGGAGGCGGUGGCGCUGGAGAUACCUGCGGCGGCGGAGGCCGAGGAGGAGGUUGAGGAGGAGGAGGGGUCGCCUUCGCCUCCGGUGGUGGCCAGGGUGCCGCCGCGGAUCAGGAGGCGGCUCCUCCUCCGGCACCGCGGGGGAGCGCCGGCCACCGCGGAGGAGAUCGAGGCCAAGCUCCGCGAUGCGGACCUCCGGAGGCAGCAAUUUCAUGAAGCGUUAUCGUGCAAAGCGAGGUGCACAGUCAGAUACCCUUCGUGUCCAUCUCAGGAGGAGGAUCCUAAGAAGCGCCUUGAAGCAAAGCUUGUGGCUGCCGAGCAGAAAAGGUUAAGCCUCCUGGCUAAGGAACAAAGUCGGCUUGCUAAGUUGGACGAGCUGCGUCAGGCUGCUAAGAAUGAUGCGGAGUUGAGGUUCAAGAAGGAGAGGGAGGAACUUGGCAUGAAAGUUGAAUCUAGAGUUCGGCAAGCGGAGGAGAAACGUACACAACUCAUGCAUGCUCGUUCGCAGAGGAGGGCUGCACUGGAGGAAAGAACAACAAAGUACCUUGUGCAGAGAGUGGCGUGGGAAAACAAGUACAGGGAGCGUGUACAUUCAGCGAUCCUGCAGAAGCGCACUGCAGCUGAGAAGAGAAGGACGGGGCUAUUGGAAGGUGAGAAAAGGAGAGCCCAGGGUAGGUUUUCACAGGUCCAACUUGCUGCCAGGACUUUAUCUUGCCAGAGAGAAGCUGACAGGAGCAAGUUAAAAGAACAACUAGAAGACAAACUUCAGAGGGCAAAGCGGCAGAGAGCUGAGUAUUUGAAGCAGCGAGGAAGUACUCACAGCUUUACAUACACCGCUUCAGUUAAACACGGUGAUUUUCUUUCAAGAAAUCUGGCAAGAUGCUGGAGAAGAUUCAUAACAUCUAGGAAGACAACAGUGGUGUUGGCUAGGGCCUUUGACAUGCUAAGAAUAAAUGAGGAAUCUGUUAAGCCUAUGCCAUUUGAAAAACUAGCUCUUUGCAUUGAAUCUCCCACAGUUCUUCAGACCACAAGGGCAUUUCUUGAUCGCUUGGAGAGUCGUUUUACUUUAUCUCAGUCAUCAAGUCCAUCAUCACCAGAAAAUAUUGAUCAUCUGCUCAAGCAUCUGGGAUCACCAAAGAGGACUCUAUCAAAAAGUGGGGGAAGAACUAGAGUGACACCAACAAAGGCAGCUAGAAAUUCAGAUGUUAGCAAGUUACCUAGAUAUUCACCGAGGAUAGUUCUUUGUGCUUACAUGAUACUAGGUCACCCAAGUGUUGUUUUUAAUGAACGAGGUGAGCGAGAGAAACUACUUGUGGAGUCAGCAGAAAACUUUGUGAAGGAAUUCGAACUGCUGAUUAAGACAAUACUUGAUGGGUCAAGUGGUGCAUGCAUACUGAAACAGCCAAUACUAGAUGAUCUGUCUCCUGGAUCUUCUAAUUAUCAGGAAUCUUCUGCCGUUGUUGCUGAUCGGAAGAAAUUCAGAUCUCAGUUGGCUUCUUUUGACAAAGCUUGGUGUGCCUAUCUUUACCACUUCGUGGUGUGGAAAGCAAAAGAUGCAAAGUCACUAGAGGAAGAUCUUGUCAGAGCUGCAUGCAAACUUGAGCUAUCAAUGAUGCAAACAUGUAAAUUUACCGCUGAAGGCCAACCAGAGAACCUUAAUGAUAAUUUAAAGGCCAUCCAGAAAGAGGUUAUGGUAGACCAGACACUUCUAAGGGAGAAGGUUCGGCACUUGGGUGGUGAAGCUGGUAUUGAGCGGAUGGAAGUUGCUUUAUCAGAAGCAAGGACAAAGUUUUUUGAAGCAAAGGGAAACAGGAGCCCCUUGGCAACAACUAUAAAAAAUGUAGCAGCUACAUGUUCUUCUGGAGAAUCUCCUAUUUCUGACAUGAAGGAGAAUUCCAACAUUAAUGAUAAAAGGCCAAGUCAGGCUGUCCAAUCUAUGUUCAGAGUUCCCUCUUCACCAUCUGAAAGUAACACAGCAGGCAUCACCAUGAGUAAUCCAAUGACAGUGAGCAGCACUCUGUCAGAAAAACGGCCAACAGAGAACGAGCAGAUGGUCAAUGAGAUUCUUCAUGGUUUUCUAGCUGACAGCUCUAGUAAUAUUGGGACUGUUGAGGGUGGUUUCAAGGAAAAAGUAAGGGAAACAAUGGAGAAAGCUUUCUGGGAUGUGGUUGUGGAUUCACUUAGAGGAGACAUGCCAGACUACAGCUAUCUGGUUCAGCUGGUAAAGGAAGUCAGGGAUACAUUGUAUGAGAUGGUUCCUAAAGGUUGGAAAGAAGAAAUAAUCAACAAUAUUGACCUUGAAAUUUUGUUGCAGGUACUUGAAUCGGGCACCCAGGACAUGCAAUAUUUGGGACAGAUUUUGCAGUACUCUCUGGGUAUGCUGCGAAAACUAUCCUCUCCUGCAAAGGAAGACGAAAUGAAGAGAAGCCAUGACAAAUUAUUGGGUGAAUUAACUGAACACUCUGAGUGUAAUAACAGUGGUUCAAAUUCAUUUGUAAUUGCUGUUAUCAAAGGUUUGCGCUUCACCAUGGAAGAACUAAAGGCUCUGAAGACAGAAGUCAGUAGAGCACGUAUCCAACUAUUAGAACCAAUUAUAAAGGGCUCAGGUGGAGUGGAAUACCUGCAGAAGGCUUUUGCUGAUCGCUAUGGAUUCCCGUCCAAUGCAUCAGUUGCUCUCCGUUCAACUGCUCAGUGGAUUUCCACAUCAAAAGAUACCGUGGAAGUAGAAUGGAAUGAGCAUGUCAGCUCUUUUUCAGCUCUGCCAGAAACCGAUCAUGCUCAGCCAUUUGUUGCCACCCUCCGAUCAGGUCAUGGAGUUCCAGAUCAGCGACAGUCUACAAUACCUGUGUCAGAUGAUACGGGGCUACCAGAGUGCACGGGGCAAAGGCUUGACCAGCUAAUAAGGAUUGGGUUGUUACAGCUCAUCAGUGGCAUAGAGGGUGUGCAAAUGCAGUCAGUAACUGAGACCUUCAAGCUCAAUUGGUUGAGGCUGAGGUCUGUACAGAGUCAAUUCCAGCAAGUGAUUGUAAUUGCAACAAGCAUGCUUGUGCAGCGUCAAGUUUUGGCGACCGACGACCCAAACAUCACUCCCACAGAGCUGGAAAGCGCGACAUCACAACUGUUCAACACUCUCGCAGAGCUACUGGACAACUUCCCCGACGUUAGCACCGCCAAGAUCAUGGAGGUGAUGCUCCGUUCGUCGUCGUCGUCGUCAUCAGGCUCGACAACCGGCUCUCCAUCAGAUGAAAGAACCGAGAGCAGGAAGCAGAUACUGGCCAGGGUCUUCCUCAAGAGCCUCCAGACCGAUGACCCCGUCUUCAAGAAGGUCUCCCGGUCCGUCUACUGUGCGUUCCGCGCGAUCACCCUCGGUGGCAGCGGUGCCAGGGGACGGAAGCUCGCCGACGCCGCCCUGAGGCGCAUCGGCGCGACGAAGCUCACCGACCGGGUGGUGAGAUCGGCCGAAAUCCUCAUCAGGGCCGCGUCCAUUUCACAGCAGGUCCACGGCCCUUGGUACAAUCACUUGGUGUGAUUCAUGGUGGAAAAGCUAGUGAAAACGGCGUCGUUUGAGCAAUCUGAACCGCUAAGCGUUCGUGUGAAGAACCGAAGAUCUCGUCUUGUUUACUUGUUAGUAGUGGCAAGGCAGAUGGUAGAUUGGUACGUGAGCAAUGCCCUGCUGCUUUGUGUGAAUAAAUAAAAGAGAUGGUACUGUACUAUGCUUGUAUCUGAAAUCCUGAACAAUGUGUGCGUGUGUGGUGGUGUUCAUACGUGUGAUCAAAUCUAUGCUUGUAUAUAUACGAAACUUAAAAA